Schizophyllum commune H4-8 is the source of this 1927-nucleotide messenger RNA. RefSeq lists its product as uncharacterized. Bases 275 to 1678 code for a protein of 467 amino acids. NCBI's taxonomy places the organism in Eukaryota, Fungi, Basidiomycota, Agaricomycetes, Agaricales, Schizophyllaceae. The record is from RefSeq and is a predicted model, not a curated record. The transcript has 6 exons.
CUGCAGAUGGCUGAUGGAUUUCUUAGACUCCACCCUCGAAAAACAAUAGGUGAUGGAUAACACAAUAACAGAAAGAUUUCCAGCGAGGCUCCGCGCGCCUCGACCGCAAGGCAGCGCCAACGGGCCGCUGACUCUCUUGUUUUCGCUGCAUUUGCUCGGUUUCACAUCGCCUGCUGUCGGAAUCAGACUCCUUGCAUCGCGAUGGUUACAUCGAUAGCUCCGGAUCGUUUCCCUGAAAGGAACGGCAGCUGAUUGCCUAUCCGCAUUUGGAACAAUGAAGGUGUCCGCCCAUAUCAGGGCCCGGCGCUUGCGAGCUUCUUCCCUCGAGCUCCCUUUCCAUCCCCUCUCUCCUCACAUACGCGCAAUGAAGGCCGUCCGCAAUAUGCUGGGCCUUCCGCCCUCUGGCGAUGCCGCACGCGCUCUGGAAUGGGACAAGGCCGUUCAUAGCGGCACGCUGUACGAAGGGACCCUAUAUAUGUCGCGCUUCAAGCGAGAUCCCGUGGAAUUCCGGCUCGUUCGAGACGCUGUGCUCGUCAUGAAGCCAGGAGGAAAGCCAAUGAAGGAUUACAAGCGGCCAAUUCCCCUGCUCUUGUUGUCAGUAUCCACGUACGACAGCGGCCCAGAAUGCGGCAUCACCAUAGUCUGCCCAGGCCGAAAGCCGCUGACCUUGUAUACCGAAGACAAGGACGCACAGGCGGAGUGGACGCUGCGAAUCACGACGCAAGCCGGCGAGCUCGUCAGUACCACGCCUUUGAGGGUCAAGAAGCUCGCAUCGAACGGAUUCUUUACCACCGUCCGCUGCUCUUUCCUCUGGCAACAAGGUCAACGCUUGUACGUCGGGACCCCCGAUGGAGUAUACGAGUUCGACAUGCAGAACGUCGGCAAGCCUCGCAAGGUGCUGACCUUGGAUGGCGUACGACAGAUCGGCGUCACGAUGGAUGUCUUCCUCUGUGUGAUACACAAGGAAGUCCUCGCUGCCCCCAUCCCCGCCAUUACACUAGAAAAGCCCGAGCUAUUCCAGCGCUAUGCAGAACGCAUCGCUGUCGACUCCGAGUUCUUCGUCACCGGCCGCUGCCUCGGGAGGCCCAUGGUCUGCACCGUUAAGGCAGGGCACACGAAGGCGUCCGCCCGCGUCUUCGAUCUCGUCCCCGCCAAAAACUCGCACUCACUGCGAGGCUUGACAGAAAUCGUCAUGGCAAAUACAUCGCUCAGCUCCGCACAGUUCCUCGACAAUAAGUUAUGCGCGAUCACGUACGAGGGGUUCCAGACGAUCGACAUCGAGACGCUUGAGUUACAACAUCUGCUGGACGUCAUGGGAGAUGAUCGCGUCCGGUUCGCGAGAGAGGUCGGCGUUGACUCGCUCGACCUGUUCCAGGUGCCAGGUCGUAUCUUGGCCUGCUUCAACUACUGCGCCAUCUGGAUCGACAGGAAUGGGCAUAUGAUGGGCAACACGAAAAUUCUCUGGCAAGGCAAACCAACGAGCUUCGCAUUGUUUGGGCCAUAUAUAAUCGCAGCUGAGCCGUCCUUCAUCGAGGUCCACGAUGCCGAGACGGGCGACCUCGUACAGGUCAUUCGCGGCGAAAACAUUCGUAUAGUCCCAGUCGAGCGCGGACUCGACCCGCGCCAGAACAGGCUCGUCAUUCUGUCCGGUGACCGUCUGUCCGAAAUCUUCUUAUAAGCCUUCACUUCGUUCGUCUUUCAUAAUUCCGUUUUUCUUCUCGCCCUUCGUAUUAUAUUCUUCUCCUUGCAGCUGCUUAUCCUACCUUGGGCCUAAUUUCUCUUGCCCUCUUGCGCCUCCUUCUUCUUCGUAUGUUCGUUUCGACCCGCUGCGCGGUGUCUUUCCCGUGUAUAUUAUCACUCAUGGCGGACCAUAAUGCAGUCACUGUAGCGCCUGUGUCACUAUACAAGCAUCACCGCUUCUAUCACU